AUCUGCGAAACCGGGUAGUCGAACAGGUGUCAGCGGUGGUAUCACCGAGAGCGAUACCGGGCUCAGUUCGUGUGAGACGUUCUACCGUGAAUGACGCAAUCAGACCCGGGAUGCGAUUGCUGCCAGUAAUCGCGCUAUGCUCGCGGAAAUUCAAAUGUUCCGAAGCGGAGGAACGAGAGGUGGGAUUUUUACGGUAGUGCGCGACAUAACUUGACGUUUGUGCGCAAUAACGAUCGAUCGAGGAGCGUGACGUUAAAUAUUUGGCCGGCGACUGAGAGCGUGUGUAGGAUCCCUCUAAUUGUCCAUUCGAGCGAGCACAUUUUCCGGCGCUCUAGUCAACGAUCCGGCACGACACAGUUGAUCUUAGCACGAACGAGCGUUUCUUGUAAGGACGAGGAGCAUCUUCAUCUUGUCGGGAAAUAGCUCACCCAUACACGCACGCUCUUACCGCCCAGCUUUAUUCGCCACUUUGAUAAAUUGCUCUCAAAGGAGCAAUACGAACACUGCGCUCAUCAAGUAUCCAGAAUGCAAUCACUUUCGGCGAGUACUACCGCAGGACUUGAUGGGCGAGUUAAGGUCGCAUAAGUUGACUGUUUUAUUCGCUCCUCGGUUCCCUUCCGUUGUCCUCGAAGGACAGGGAAGGAUUCUCCGGCUGCUGAGGGAGACCCUGCAGUCGAGUAAUUGAUCCGUUCAACAUCAGACUAGAGCAAGAAGGUUUACCGACUCGGCGGAUUAUCGAGCGCUCUUUGUUUGCGUGCGCGAUAUCGAGAAGAUAUCAAUGUGCAUACGCGCGUAUCGUAAAGGAAGUAUCGUCGAUCACGAUGAAUCGAACGAGCUUGCAAUAAACGAUAUAUCCUCGCGAGGACUCCGUCAUGGGGACGUCGGACGGCAAUUACGCGCUCGACUUUUGGCGAGACUGGGAUCUGGCCAAUCUGAAUGAGGCCGAGUAUCUGGACAGGGUGCUUGGCCCAAAGUACUUGCCCAUGAAGAUGGUGAUACCGCUUACGAUCGUCUAUAUGGCGGUCUUUGUGACCGGGAUCUUUGGCAAUGUCGCCACAUGCACGGUGAUCGUCAGGAACGCAUCCAUGCAGUCCGCCACCAACUACUACCUCUUCAGUCUGGCCAUAUCCGACCUCACUCUACUUAUACUGGGUCUUCCUAACGAAUUGAGCGUGUUCUGGCAGCAAUAUCCGUGGGCGCUGGGCGCGGGGCUCUGCAAGAUCAGGGCGUACGUGUCGGAGAUGUCGUCCUACGUGUCGGUUCUCACGAUAGUGGCUUUCUCCAUGGAGAGAUAUUUGGCCAUAUGUCAUCCGCUGAGUGUCUAUUCGAUGAGCGGCCUCAAAAGACCCACUCGUUUCAUUUUCGCGGCCUGGUCGAUCGCAAUAGUCUCGGCCAUCCCGUUCGCGAUUUACACGAAGGUCAAUUUCGUCGAAUAUCCACCAGGAUCGGGCAAUUAUUCGGCCGAUUCGGCGAUUUGCGCGAUGCUUCUGCCCGAUAUGCCAAACUUUCCACUUUACGAGCUCAGCUGUAUCGUAUUUUUCCUCAUACCGAUGCUCGUGAUUCUGAUUGUGUACACGAGGAUGGGAUUGAAAAUCAGGAGUAGUACCAAAGAUGCGCUCGGUCCGGUACAAGGCACCCUUCACGGCGAAUACCGACAGAUACAAUCCAGGAAGUCUGUCAUCAGGAUGUUAAGCGCGGUCGUGAUCAUGUUUUUCAUUUGCUGGGCGCCAUUUCAUGCCCAGCGUCUGCUCUACGUGUACGCACAGGGAUCCGAUUAUUAUCCGGAUUUAAACGAAUGGCUGUACAUUUUGAGCGGCUGCUUGUAUUACUUCAGCACCACGGUCAAUCCUAUCCUCUACAAUGUGAUGAGCAUGAAAUAUCGUCAGGCCUUCAAGCAAACGAUAUGCUGCGGAACGAGAAGGACUGGCGGAACCUCGAUGGGUAAGGAACCUCGUCUGUGCAGAUGCGAUUCCUCGGGAGAAGCCCACGAUCGAAGCCUUAUGUGUUGCGUUAGGCGUGCCAUUACUCGUGCCAGAGAAGUAUUUCGUUUCACGUCGAGCGGAGAGGAGAACGCUAAGAAUAGAGGCAGGAAUAACGUAAAUACAGAGGAUGCUCCUCUUCAUAACGCUUACUUGUUACGAAAAGAGGAUUUGUCGUCGGAGCCUCUCUUUGAACAGGGGCAUUCUCUAGCUUACCAGCAACCUAGCAACGAAAGUACAUCGUCCACAAAGAAAUCGGACGAUACCGUUUCUAUAGCUAUCAGCAGUCUGUGAUUUAUCCUCGUUCGCUUACAGUUCUUUCUUAACGGAUCUAUAGUUAUUUAUUACGUACAAAGAAUUACAACGUACAAGGAAUCUCACCCGGGCAAGUACGAUUCCUCGGACGAGGCUCAUGAUUGAAGUUCCGCGUGUCCGAUCAGACGUGAAAUCUGUGUGAUCCUGGAAACCGGUGAUUGAAGAUUUCAGGGUCCCGAAUGCUCCAUCAGGCAAUUGUCUUUAGAGUCAAAAGCGACGUGAAUAACCGUCGACAGUCGAUAUUAUCGCUUAAGAAAGCCCGAAAGCGAAAGUUUUAUACUACUUAUUCCGGAAUAAAGUUUUACACGUUUACACGGUUGGUAUGUCCUCCUUCAGAUUCGCGAGUUCGCGAAAUGGUGAAUACUCGAAAUUUCGCAAAUCGGUUAAAUAAUCAUUUUCGCCGAAAGUCCGUUGUGAUUAUUUCCAUACAAAUCGUAACGUGUUUUAAUAGAGUACAUCGAUACGGGCUGUGCUUUGAUUGAAAGAUAAAUUUACAGUCAUAAUAUGAUAUUUCAUGGGAGCUUUUGAUAAAAAUUAUCGUCAAGCUGCAGCUCUCGUUUCAGUAACGGUUUCAUCAUUCUGUGCGCCGUCGACUGAUUUUCAACGUGUAACGUGUAUAUUCUGUAUAAGGUGAAAUAUUAUUCAUAUGAGCGAAGCCUUUGACAAUGUUGUUACAUCGUCGAGCGUAUAAUGUGAGAUUAAUGUUUUCUUGUCAAACAGAGCAAAAAAAUUCAAUUUCUUCUUUACCCCUUUGGCUUUGAUAUUUUAACGUGAUUGUGCCGAACUUCGCACGAAAUGCGAGGAUAUAACGAGACGUUAGCGGGAAUUCCGUUAGCGGAAAUUUCCCUCUGCCACGUCAAAGUGACGCAUAGCCUAUGCAUUUAUUCCAUUUUAAAUGAGAUGCGUAUUAUAUGCAUAACGAGGGACACCUCUUCUCUCGUCCUCACGCCAAUAAUGGCCGUGGGGAAUUCUCAACGUCACGCAAUUAAUUGCACACUCGCAGCUUCCAAAUGGCACGGGCGACUCGCAAACGAUGCUUCUGUGCUGAGAAAUAACUUAAGAUAUAAAAAGCUUAUAAACUUAGGAUAUAAAAAACUUUGUCCGCCCACUUUAUCCACGUUCAAUAACGAGGCCCGCUAGUCAAAUGUAAUUUACUCCAAAGUCAAGAAAAUAGCAUUUGCUUGAUUUGCUUGAGAAAUUUAGAUUCCUAUCGUGCUAAAAUAAAAGGAAAUGACUCGAUUUAUGAAGACAACACAAUAGCUUAUGUGUGAGGUAACGAUUCUCCCGACCGUCGAAAUUGCGUACCUAUACCAUCUAUUCUUGUUACCGGUAAGUUACGUUGCUGUCUAUAGACCAAUUUCUACCUCGAGAUCGAUUACGAUCAUGCUGGGUUUCUUGUAGUCGGCGAAGCCAGCAAUAAACGCAUUUACUAGAAUUGUCGGCUAUUUCGUACGGUGUUAAUUACGAUUGUAUCGUGAACUUUGCAGAAGCCUUCGCGUGAU
This is a messenger RNA of Harpegnathos saltator (Jerdon's jumping ant), 3796 nucleotides long. Its product is annotated as neuropeptides capa receptor. Bases 873 to 2273 code for a protein of 466 amino acids. Gene Ontology annotation, biological process: neuropeptide signaling pathway. The record is from RefSeq and is a predicted model, not a curated record. The transcript is spliced from 7 exons. Gene Ontology annotation, molecular function: neuromedin U receptor activity. Gene Ontology annotation, cellular component: plasma membrane. Lineage: Eukaryota; Metazoa; Arthropoda; Insecta; Hymenoptera; Formicidae.